Pungitius pungitius (ninespine stickleback) is the source of this 1833-nucleotide messenger RNA. It is a transcript of the gene rab42b, whose product is annotated as RAB42, member RAS oncogene family. Gene Ontology annotation, biological process: vesicle-mediated transport. Lineage: Eukaryota; Metazoa; Chordata; Actinopteri; Perciformes; Gasterosteidae. The coding region runs from base 212 to 1153 and encodes 313 amino acids. The record is from RefSeq and is a predicted model, not a curated record. Gene Ontology annotation, molecular function: GTP binding; GTPase activity. The transcript has 2 exons.
CCCUCCCCGUGUAACCCGACGCCGCCCCGCCUUGUGUCAAGCUACAACAAGCAAAUUUCACCAGUCCACACCCACUGCACGGCGCCCGCAGCAUCGGCUCGAGACCAGAACCCCCCCGAGCCGGAGCCGGGGUCCCUUGUGUGGGCCACAUGUGCUCAGGGGAGGAGGAGGAGGAGGAGGAGGAGGUGACCUGUGAGCCUGAGGACCUGUGAUGCAAUCACCCGUCUGCCCUGCUGAUAGUGGGAUUGAUCAGGAGUGGCAGGCUGUGCUUGUUCCUCAACAUUUUGGAGUGUCCACAGACGGGGAGCACCGGGCCCGAGCCUCCUUCAUCAGGACUUCUCUCCGUCCCCCCCCCCCCCCCCCAUGGUGCCGUCUCUUCAGACAUCCCGAUCAAGGCUUUCAUAAUUCCUGUGUGGAUCUCUCGUUGAUCUCGUCUCUCCACGCUCCUGCUGCCUUCACGGCGCUCGCUCUCCCUCCAGCGCCGGCAGCAAUGGACCUGACUCUGUGGCAGUACCAGUUCCGGAUCAUCAUGCUGGGGGACUCCACAGUGGGCAAGUCCUCCUUGCUCAAGCGCUACACCGAGGACCUGUUCCUGGAGUCCAUCAACCAGACGGUGGGUGUGGACUUCUACGUUCACUUCCUGGAGGUGGAGCCCGGGGUCCGCGUCAAGCUUCAGUUCUGGGACACGGCCGGGCAGGAGCGGUUCAGGUCAGUGACCCGUUCUUAUUACCGCAACUCGGUGGGAGGCCUGCUGGUGUUCGACAUGACCAACCGGGCCUCCUUCGACCACGUCCAGGAGUGGCACGCCGAGGUGUGCGAGCGCGUGCGGCCGCAGAAGGUCCUGUUCGUCCUGGUGGGGCAGAAGAGCGACCGCGGCGCCGAGGGCCAGAGGGCGGUGAGCCGGGAGGAGGCGGAGAAGCUGGCCGGCCAGCUGGGGGUCCCCUACGUGGAGGCCUCCGCCAAGACGGGCCACAACGUGAAGGACGCCUUCGAGCUGCUGGCCCGCCGCAUCUACCAGGGCCUGCGGAGCGGCGAGGUGGAGCCGCAGGAGGGCUGGGACGGCGUCAAGUGCGCCGCCCUCCGCCCGCCGCCGCAGCUGCAGAGGGACGGCCCGGCCCGGCCCAGCACGCCUCCCAGGAAGUGCUGUCCUUAGACCACCCCCCCCUCACAACGUGAUCAUUUGUAAUGGGACUGAUAUCUGAAAUAAUGUUUGUUUGUUCAACGCUUUGACAUCAAAUGGCUUCAAAUUGAACUCAGCGUUUUUAGCUCAAACCCACUGACGGGCGACCGUGACCUUCUGCGUUCGUCCUCCUGCAGCAGGUCGACGUGCUGCUGAUGGAGAAAACUAAUGACGUUGUUUUCUGCUGAUUGAGACACGUUGGCAUGCCGACGGGGGGGAGUGGGGGGUUUAACACUGAACACAGACGCCAGAGACCAGCUCACAUUCUAACUCCUAGGGCCUCUGGAUGUUCUUUUGAAUUGUUGUUUGUCAAUUACUGUCCAUCUGCUGAAUUAAAGGCCUCCUGUGUCUGUGCAAAAAAAAAAAAACUUCCCCCAAGAUGAUCCUGACAGCUGGAAGCCGUGCGGCUUUAUAGGAGUUUAAGUUUAUUCUAGCGAGACGUUUUUUUUUUAUAACAGGUCAGUCGUUUAUUUGUUUUAUGACAUUGUGAAAGUCAACAUCUCAGCACCAUUUCUUCCAUCGUCUCGAUGAAACAGAGCAAAGUAAAAAUACAAUUUACAUGGAUAGUUGAAAUAAACCCUUUUACAUUCUGUAACACACAAACAUGAUUAAUAACAGAAUUUCCUGUUUGGUUUAAUAAUAAAUGUAUGAUU